Closterium sp. NIES-67 is the source of this 4184-nucleotide messenger RNA. The record is from the annotation of a GenBank genome assembly. NCBI's taxonomy places the organism in Eukaryota, Viridiplantae, Streptophyta, Zygnematophyceae, Desmidiales, Closteriaceae.
CUGAUUCACAUUUUUCCGUCGGACUGAACUCCCGAAGAUCAGCUUGCAGUAAUUCCUUCAGUUAGUUUCAGGGAUUGAUUUGUGGGACCCAUCCUUGACCUGUCGUCUACAUCGUUGCAAUCCUGCGACAAACUCGCGUCUCGUCCUGAUCGCGGUCCAUGAGGCGACAUUGGGUGACAUUCCCAUGUCCGUUGUCGCUAGGAUAAGUCCGAGUUGUGUCAACUGCCGACCAGCGCAGGCUUGCUUCUGCCGAUUGAUCAGCACCCUUGUUGACCUUGCCGAUUAAUGCCUUCUUUUACUUCUUCGAGAAAGCUCGAAAUUCCGUCUCGAGAGCAACAGUUUAGCCGAAUCCCCGCGGCAGACCUCUUGUAACGCUCGCUAGGAUGAAUCCCCGCGUAUCGCGAGCUUCUCGAACAUCAUGUCUCAGAUUAAGCGAUCUUGGAAUAUUCGUGUCAGCGCCAGUGCUUUUGUCCGGCCUGCUUGUCCUGGUUCUGAUUGCCGUCGAUCGGACAAUGGCUCAGCCGCCGGAAUCCAACGGCAGUCAGACGUGCGAACUGACGGAUUACGUCAGAGCUUCCGGGCCCUGUCAAGAUGGGAAGAGGGAGAUCAACUUUGAGAAGGCGAAUCGCAACUGCACCGACCCCUUCAAGUUCGAGAACAUUCGCAAGGAACCCUGCGAGUGCACGCCUUCAGACUACGAGAAGGAAUACGCGAAAGGGGCCGAUGGCAAAUGCUACCUGCAGUAUCGCCCAGGCAACUGCCAGGGAGGGCAGGAUUCCAAACGAAUUCCGGUUGACCUUCUCUUCUGUGAGCUGAAGCCUGUUCCGUGCACGGAGGCGAACAUGAAGAGCAUGUACCUCACAUGUGACUACAUCCGGGACCCCGCCACCGAGCAGCCCCUCUCCAAGACGCGCAUGAUCCAGGUGGUGUAUUACUUCGACAACCAGUGCAACCCUGCCGCACGUGGCUCGCUUGCCCUCCCUCCCAGCGAUUACAUCCCAUGUGACACGCGGUGUGGCCCAGGGAUGUUUCUCAAAGGCAACAACUGCCACAAGUGCCCCGCAGGCUACUACAGCAUGGGCGGUGGCUUCCGCUAUGAUGCCUUCAGUGACCUCGACCCUAAAGUCUUCCAGACUGAAUGCUCCUUCACCAACACUUCUGGCACCUUCCCCUGUGAUGGGUGGUACGCGGAGGAGGGGCAGCUGAAAGUGGGGUCCUAUGACCCUGCGAACUACUGGCUGGAGGAGGAGUGCGCGUACAACAGCAACAUGACAUGCCACAACAACCUGCAGUCCACACUCAAGCUGCCGCUCACUCUCGUCAGGGAUGGCUACGUGACGUUUCGCUUCACAGUGAGUUCGGAGCGGCAGCGAGACGGGCUGGUCUUCUACAUCGAUGACCUUGAAACACCCGCCAUGCUGCUCGCAUACAACCAGUUCGACCCCAAGGAGGUUCGAUUCCCCCUGGCAGCAGGCCGGCACAUGCUGCGGUGGACGUAUAUCAAGGACUCGUCCUUCACACAAGGCAGGGAUUCUGCUGCCAUACAGUUCCUGGAGGUGGACGGCAUUGCGUUCACCGACUCAUCCUGCCUCAAAUGCCCUGCUGGCUUCUUCAGCGCGGAGCAAGCCACCAACUGCACAGCAUGCCCUCCUGACCAAAUCUCAGUCGAGGGGUCAGGGCAGUGCCAGCCGUGUGACAACGCCACAUACGCCCUCACCAUGCCCCGCACCCACUGCAUCCCGCGCCCAUUGUGCAAUGUGACGGUUGACGCCACCCCCACCUUCACUGCCUGCACUGCCUCCACUGGCACGCGCACACAAGUGUGGUCGUGGCUCUCCCCCCGCGUGUGCCAGCCGGACCCCUCUCGCGGACUGCCUCCCAACACCACCUUGCCUUGCGAGCCCUGUCCCUCGGGCCUGUAUGCUGUCGUGGAUUCAGCAUCUGACACUCGCACCUGCACCUUCUGCCCCACUGGCACAGCAAGGAACGCCUCAGCACCACCACCAACACUCCCCCCUCCAGGCGCUGCCGCUCCUCCCUCCUCGCCCUCCCCCACAUCGGACGAAGCAUGCCACCCAUGCCAGCCUGGCGAGGCGGCAGUGAGGAUGCUGCUGCUAGAGCAUUUCCACACAGGGGAGGACGGGAAGCUUCCCAGCGGCUUCCAGACUGGCUGCAGUGGGGAGUGUGGGUCGGGCGGGUGGCGGGUGGUCGGGGAUUACCUGGAUUCUGGGGUGAAUAACGGCAAAACUGCUUCUGUAUGGCUGGCACUGAACGUGAAUCUCUCCAUCCCCGGCUCCAUCACGUACGACUUUGACGUCGACAUUCCUCCCGGCGACCUGCAGCGGGGGCUCUUCUUCUACGUGGACGACAACCUGGUGGAGAACAUUGAGGAUGGGGGCAACAUGGGCUUGAGCGUGCCGGUGGGUCGCAGCAGCAGCAGGCAGUGGCCGCUGACCGCGGGCGCGCACCGCAUCAUGUGGGUGUGGGUCACACUCAACGCCGACCGCACCUCCGUGGACCGCCAGUCCGCCAUCGUGCACAGCGUGCGCGUGUGGGGCGCCGCGCAGGGGGGCGCGCCGGGGUGCGUGCGCAUCCCUGCAGGCGCGCAGAAGGGGCAGAGUGCAGACGCGUGGGAGGAGUGCCCUGCGGGGUACUACAGUGAGGGGGGGGAGGGGGUGUGUGAGAAGUGCCCCACCAACACCUUCAACCCUAAACCGGCUGGCAACCGCACAGCCUGCCAGCCCUGUGGCCUGGGCACAUCCUCCUUAGAAGGCAGUGCGCAGUGUGCCAUCGGUGACGUCAGCUCGCCCUCCUCCUUCUGCACCUUCCUCGUGCGUUCGUUCAACAGCACAGACACGCUGCUCUACGACCUCUCCCCCCUCGCGCACCAGAGCCUGGGGCGCCUGGUGGGGCCCAUCUACGAGGGGCCGUCCUUCGUCGACCUGCAGAAGGGCCCCAAGUACUAUGUGUCAGUGUGCGCCCGCAGCAACAGUGACAGCGCGGUGUAUCGGCUGGGCUCGGGUGGUGGUGGUGAUGCUGGUGGGCGGGAUGGCGGUGGGGGCAAGGGGAAGAGUGCAAACACGACGUACCCGUGCAUUAUGUACACGGGCAAGCCUCUCAACAACACCUAUGUGUGCCGGAUCAACCCCAGUCUGAGCGCGCACAGCACCGCCACAUCGGCGCACAGCUUGGGCGACACCGUCUCGCUGGCCCCCCUGGGGAGCUUCUCGCAGCCGCAGCUGCAGCGGCGGGGGCUGGUGAUGUCCUUCCAGGGGGAGAGCUGCCCCAUGUCCGACGCGCCCAGCACCUUCAACCUCACCUUCAUCUGCGACCCUGAGGCUGGUUAUGGCCACCCCGAGCCGUGGACAGAAGGGGGCAAGAAGGCAGCCCUGGACCCGACCCUCUCGUACCCCACAUGGGUCAAGCGGUCCGGCGAGGUGAUCCCGGUGGGCCGGGAGGCGCCGGUGUCGUGCCUCUUCCAGAUGGUGUGGUACACGGCGCAUGCGUGCCCGCUCUGCACCGUGCUGGACGUGGAGCCUGUGGCCGUGGCGGACUGCAUUGAUAACAAGCGCUUCACCUACAAAUACAAGAGCCCUCGGCUGUGCCAGCCGAAUCCGCAGGUGCCCUUACCUCCUGAUGAGUUAUGCCAACCGUGCAUGGCCGACGACUACCAGAGGUUCGAGGAUUCCUGUGCGGACUCCAAAGGUGUGCACAACGUAACAUACAUAUGGAAGGCCCCGAAGAUUUGUAACGAGAACCUUCCGGGAGCGCAGAAGCUGCCGGAAGGGAUAGUGGCGGGGCCUUGUGACAUGGAGGUGAAAUACAUUGCGCCAAGCACUUUGAGCCCCAAGUACAUUGUCAUCUUCGUGCUCGGAGGGUUGGCCAUUGUGGGCCUUGCGGCUAUGACGGUGACAACUUGGCUCAAGAGUCGAAGGAUUUACCGGGAGUAUGCCAGGCUGUGCGAGAAUGUGGAGCAAGCAGAGGAAAAUGAGAUGGAGGAGAUGGAUGGUGGUGGUGAAGACGAUGAGUACGAGCACGAGGGAGCAAGUUUCCAUAGGCGCGGAGAUGAUAGUAGUAGCGGGGCUGGUUAUUAGCAAGAUAGAAAUACCAAAGAACAUGUGCUAUGAACGUAAAAGUGAGAUUUUGUGAUUGUUCACAUCAGAUACUGCAUUUUCCAGCAAAAU